Molecule: messenger RNA, 1829 nt
Organism: Tripterygium wilfordii
Lineage: Eukaryota; Viridiplantae; Streptophyta; Magnoliopsida; Celastrales; Celastraceae
Product: probable mitochondrial adenine nucleotide transporter BTL3
Exons: 4
Coding region: 245-1558 (437 amino acids)
Biological process (GO): transmembrane transport
Source: RefSeq, a predicted model, not a curated record
GCAGAUUUUCCAGGGAAAGUAGAAAACCAAAAAAAAGGGAACUGAAAAUCGAGAGAGAAAGAAAAGUGGAUCGAGUCACAGUCUACUAUGCGAGACGAUGGAACCAAGGCCGAGUCCGCUAUUUUCCUUCUCUGAUUCUGCAGCCCUUAAUCUUCCUCUCCCAAUUCCACUGGAGCUAAAUCUAUCGAAAUACCCAAUGUUCUAACUCCCUAUCUUUCUCGACUCCAGAUUUUCUUACAUUACAAUGCCAGGCGUCGAUGUUUGGCUCGAAAAUUCACUUCGGAACGAACAAUUUGAAUCUUCUUUUUCAACUAAUUCGCGCUCCAAUUUGAGCUCAUACACUUCCGGUGGCUUAUUUCUCGAGCCCACCGUUUCCUCAUCGCUUGUUCAUUUGAUUUCUUCAAUUGGCAUUUCGAGUUCGGUUUCUACUCCGGAAAGAGAGGUUUGUGGAGUUCACAGGCGAGGAAAAAGAGUUAAGGUGGCAGUUGGCGGUCUCUUUUCGUCAAUAAGCCUGAGAGGCGAUAAUAUUGUACAGAAGCCAAAGGUGCUUUUGGUGGAAAAUGGAGAGGGCAAGAGCUCUGAAGAGCUUCCACUGGUUGGUACUGCAAUUGUUGGGGUAAAGGAUAAACGAAAGGUUAGGGUACGGGGAAGGGGAGGAGGCGCAAUGAACACAACUAAGCAUUUGUGGGCUGGAGCUGUUGCUGCCAUGGUUUCAAGAACUUGUGUUGCCCCACUCGAGAGGCUAAAGCUGGAAUACAUAGUUCGUGGUGAACAGAAGAAUCUAUUUGAGCUCAUCAGGAAAAUUUCAGGAACUCAAGGGUUGAAAGGUUUUUGGAAGGGGAACUUCGUCAACAUUCUUCGAACCGCUCCUUUUAAAGCAGUCAAUUUCUGUGCUUAUGACACGUAUAGGAAGCAAUUGCUUAGACUGUCCGGAAAUGAGGAAACUACAAACUCUGAGAGGUUUAUUGCUGGUGCUGCAGCUGGCAUGACGGCUACUGUACUCUGCUUACCGCUUGACACUAUAAGGACAAUGAUGGUGGCACCUGGUGGGGAGGCAUUAGGUGGUGUGAUCAGUACUUUUCGCCAUAUGAUCCAAACACAAGGAUUCUUGUCUCUUUACAAGGGUUUAGUGCCGUCUAUUUUAAGCAUGGCACCUUCAGGUGCUGUUUUCUAUGGUGUCUAUGACAUAUUGAAAUCAGCUUAUCUACACUCACCGGAAGGCAGAAAAAGAAUACGGAAGAUGAAUCAACAGGAUCAGGAAUUGAAUGCUUUGGAGCAGUUGGAGUUGGGACCAGUUAGGACAUUAUUGUAUGGGGCUUUUGCUGGUGCUUGUGCAGAAGUUGCUACAUACCCAUUUGAAGUUGUGCGUAGACAGCUUCAAUUGCAGGUCAGGGCAACGAAAAUGAGUGCUCUAGCUACCUGUGUGAGAGUCGUGGAGCAAGGAGGCAUAUCAGCUCUUUAUGUUGGCCUCAUUCCCAGCUUACUGCAGGUACUUCCAUCGGCAUCCAUAAGUUACUUUGUUUAUGAGUGCAUGAAGAUUGUUCUCAAAGUGGAAUGAACGGAAGACUCUGGAUCCUACAGUGAAUAACGGUAGGACUUUUCUGUUACUUAGAAAGGAGCAUAGGAUGUAGAUUCAGAACGGUAAGAACUAGUCAUUCACAGUUGGGAUUACCUUAAAUAUUCCCGACUUAUUCUUGUACCUCAAAGGAGGAAAUGCACAAUUUUUCCAGCGGAUGGUAAUUAGUCAUUUACAGGUGGCUGUUCCCCAUUAACGUUACUGGCUUAUUUUUGUACUUCAUAAAGCAUAAAUGCAUACUUUUGUUCACAUA